UAUUUGUAGACAGACUGUGUGCACAGUACAUGAGUUAGUGUUGGAUUUAUUACUGUUUAACUGUUUAUCUAUAUGAAUGUACCAGUAUUUAUAAUGGUAUAACCAAGUUUACAAUAAUUGUGUUAGAAAGGUAUACAACUACUUAUCUAUGUCAAGCUAGAAUGAUGAGAGAAUAAAAGCUCCAGGAUUGAUCUCCUUAUGACCUGGGCAUAUGUACAUUUGAGAAUGGAUUAUGGGCUACCGUGUAGACAGUGUGUCUGUAUAUUAUUAUUACUGAUAACAACUCUACUUGGCAGUGAAUCACAGUCUUACUCUCAGUUUGAAUGGGUAACAGGUGCUUGGGGUACAUGUGAAAAUACACAUUGUGGUUAUGGUGGUUUACAACAUAGAGAAGUUUGGUGUAGAAUCAGGAAUGGUAAUUCUGUCCACCCAAUUAACUGUGUUCAUUUCCCUAAACCAGAGGGUAUGCGAGAAUGUUACAAGAAAUGUGUUAAAAGUGAUGUCAUCUUGAAAGAGGAUGUAGGAGAAACUUGGUCAGAUAAUAAUGAUGUCAUCUGGUCUGUGUAUGAAUGGAGUAGGUGUCAAUUGGCGCCAAAUGUGGCAAUGUGUGGACGCAAUGAGGGUGUACGCCAUCGCGUUGUUGUGUGCGAGCAUAAAACAACUAAGGAAAAAGUAGUUGAUUUUCUGUGUGAGAAGAAAGAACCAAAACCAAUAACAAAAGAAUCUUGUGAAUUAUUAUGUAGACAAGACUGUGUUGUAGAUUUGUUUUCUUCGUGGAGUAGCUGUGAUAAUUCCUGUCAGGUUUAUAAUAGAACAAGAACGAGACGGAUAGUUCUGCCCCCUCGGCAUGGUGGAAAACAUUGUCCCCCCUUUUCUGAAAUGCAACCCUGUGAUAAUUGUACUGAUUUUUAUACAUACGCUUUAGAACCAUGGGAACCAUGUCGACCAUUUGAAAAAGGUUAUGCAAAAAAUAUUAAAACUCAUCCAUUAAUUGGAUAUCAAAGUAGAGAUAUUAAAUGUUUAAAUGCCAAAGGGUCAUUAACUGCCUUCAGGCAUUGUUCAGACAAACUUGUAGAUUCUGUUUUACACCAACAUCAGGCAUGUAUCAUUCCACAAGAUUGUAUUGUAUCAGAUUGGUCACAACUAUUACCAUUAAAUGCUAGCUGUGUUGAUGAGAAGGGUAUUAUACCUGGUUAUAUGAUUCGUAAACGUCGAGUUCUACAAUUACCACUCGGAGAUGGUGAAGAAUGCCAAUCAAAUCUCAAUGAAUUUGUUAAAAUCCAGGGAGAAGAUCCAUUCUCUUUAAAACCAUGUAAAAGAACUAAAUGGAUCUUAUCAGCAUGGAGUCCAUGUGAAUCAGUACCAGGCUACAGUCAUUGUGGUACAGGUAUACAGAACAGGCAGGCAAUCUGUGUCAGUCUUGAAGAAGAUGGUAGAGAAAGACCAACAGCAGAUUAUCACUGUGUACAGAAUAAACCGCUGGUAUCACAAGCUUGUCAAGUUGGAUGUAAUUGGGAUUGUUCUGUAUCACAUUGGUCAUCAUGGAGCGAAUGUAGAUCAAGAGAUUGUGAUGAUUAUAUUAGAAAGAAAAGAACAGAUGAAGGUGGAGGUAAAAGACAUCGAACAAGAGAAGUGCUAACUUUACCUGGACCGGGGGGUAAUGCCUGUCCACACCUAAGUGAAACACAAGCAUGUGAACCCAUGGCGUGUUAUAGUUUGAACAUCACUGUAGGAGAGUGCACCACCAACUCACGGACAGAAUGUGGCCCUGGCAGACAACCAAAAUACAAGACAUGUAUCAGUCGAACUGGUGAGAGAGUAUCUGAUAAUUUAUGUUGGGAUUAUGAUAGAGGUGAACCAUCAUAUGAAGACUGUCAUGUACCGUGCUCUACAGAUUGUGUUAUGUCAGAUUGGGGAAUGUGGUCUAAAUGUCCUGAUCCUUGUUCCACUGCUCAGAUCGGCCCCAUUAUUCAUGUUCGGGAACGACACAUUUUGGCUUAUAAUGGUCCAGGUGGUCAACCAUGUCCAAAGGAAAUGCGUCAGAAUGAACCAUGCCCUAUCAGAGUUCAGUGUGCUAUAUAUUACUGGAAAUCUAGUGGAUGGGGGCCAUGUGUACUAGAUAACCCAAAUCAAAAAUGUGGGCGAGGUUUUCAACAACGAGAAGUGACUUGUUUUAAUCAAGAUGGUCAACCAGUCAUCAACAGAAGAUGUGAGGAAAUCGUUCGACCAAAAGAUUCUCAGACAUGUACUAUUGAUUGCCCUAUAGAUUGUACUGUAUCAGAGUGGGCUCAUUGGUCAGAUUGUGGUGUUACUUGUCUCGAUGUCACUGCUCGACAAGUUCUACCUAAACAACGUAGAGUACGCUACAUAUUGCAGUAUCCUGAAAAUAAGGGAAGUCCGUGUCCUAAUGACUUAUUCGAAGAAAGACAAUGUUUACAUUUACCAUUGUGUGAUGAAUACAGAUGGGACAAGACAGAAUGGAGUGAUUGUAUAAUACCUCCUAUUGUACCAUAUUGCGGAGAUGGAAUGAGAGCAAGAAAUGUGACUUGUCGUCAUGCCAAUGGCACAGAUCACCCACUGGAUACAUGUUUACGUAACAUAGGAGCCAUGCCAAAACUUUUAGAGACAUGUCAUGUGUCAUGUGCCAGAGAAUGUCAGCUCUCCGAUUGGUCAAUAUGGAGUGUAUGUGUUGGAGGAUGUAAUGGUUAUAGCCAUAGAACUCGCAAACUAAUAGGAGAAAGCCGAUUUCGGGCAGAAUGUAAAAAUGUAGAGCUGUAUUCAUUAGAUCAAAGAGAAAAAUGCUUGUGCAAUGUUCUUCAUCCUGUUGUGAUUGGAGCAUACUCAGAUUGUAUACUAGAUGAUGCUGUUGGUUCAAAACCAAGAUUUGCUCAAAUGUCAUUUAAAAGUGUUGAAGAAAGAGAUACAAAUACUAGUAAUCGUGGUGGUAGUUUAGUCAAUGCAUAUUGUGGUACAGGUAAAAAAUAUAAAGUCGUUGCCUGUAGGAAUGAUCAACAUGAUUUAGAAAUGGCAUCCAAGUGUUCGCUAAAUGGUUAUGAAGAAGAUAUGUGUGUAAUACCAUGUCCAGUUGAUUGUGAAAUGACAGAGUGGAGUGCUUGGUCUCAUUGUGGGGUUACAUGUGGUGCUGGCAUGCAAGUACGAUUUAGAAGUAUAGCUACUCAACCUGCCAGUGGAGGAAGAAAAUGUCCAUCUUUAAGCGGUUCUAUCAAGGAAACCCAAAGUCGUGUUUGUAGAGUGGAUUGUAAUCAUUAUCUAUGGGAUGAAGGUGAAUGGGAUUCUUGUAUACCUCAAGCUGGUGCUGGUUGUGGUACAGGCAGGCAAAUUCGUCCAGUUAGAUGUCAGUCAAUCAGUGAAACUACAAAAGUAUUAGGCUAUGUGGAUGAUAUAUAUUGUCGUGGUAAAGAUCGACCAUUAGAAACACGCAGUUGUUAUUUAUCAUGUCCUGGGGAAUGCGUUCUGAGUGAAUGGACAUCUUGGUCACUCUGUAAACAGCCUUGUAAUGGUCAACAGACACAGAAGCGGACUAGAAAACGUAUGCGUUCAUCUUCUCAACACUAUUCUAGUGAAAGUCAGUGUGGUAAAUUGAUAGAAGAAAGGCUGUGUCGGAAGGGAGAUAACUGUAUUGAAUAUAGUUGGGAGAUAUCUAACUGGUCUACAUGUCUUGUUAAUGGUGGUUAUGAAACAUGUGGUGUAGGACAUAAAGAACGUUACCCUAUAUGUCGUAAUGGAGAGUCGAAAACUGUAUCCAAUUAUUAUUGUGAAAAGAUAUUUGGAAUGAUAAGUGAACCACUUGUGUCAUCGUGUGAGAUACCAUGUGACAUUGACUGUCUUCUUUCUGAUUGGUCCGAUUGGAGUUUCUGUAGCAAAAGUUGUGGUCUAGGAAUUUCUACAAGACAUAGAACAAUAAUACAGUCACCUAUUGGUAAUGGUAGAAAAUGUCCAUCUACAUUUCAACAAAGUAAACCAUGUUUUCUCACAGGCUGCUAUAAAUGGAAAGUAUCAGAAUGGUCAACAUGUUUAAGAGAGAAAGGUGUAUGUGGUAGCAGCUUUAGGUUGAGGAAUGUUACUUGUGUCGGUGAUGAUGGUUUAUCAGUCAACUCUUCAAGAUGUCCACCAGAUUUAGAAAAAUUGGUCUUAACUACUAAAGAAAUCUGCCAUGUUCCUUGUCCUGGUGAAUGUAUGUUGAGUGAUUGGACAUCAUGGACUCUAUGUUAUAUAAACUGUCAAGAUUUUAAAAAGGGCCAUAAAAAUGGAGUAAGAGUUAGAUCUCGUUCUAUAUUGGCUAGUCCAAGUCAAGACAAUGCACUGUGUGAUGAUAACUUAUGGGAAGAAAUGCCGUGCAAUGCAGAUAAAUGCCUUACCUUUGAUUGGCGUAUUGGGAAAUGGAUUGCUGGCCAUAGGACUGUUCAGUGUCAUAGAUCAGAUGGUCUCUUAGUUGAAGGAGGAUGUGAUGAGAAUAAUAAACCACAGGAUGUGUUAAAAUGUGAUCCAGUAUGUACAAAACAUGCUGAUUGUAUAGAUACAAAUGUAUGUCAGUGUUUUAUUCAUUUUAAACCAGUUUAUAUUAAUGGAAUUAUAACAGAUUGUGUAAUGGAGGCUAAUGAUACAGAUAUUAUAGAAACAACUACAUUAACAUUACCAGCUGGUCCAGGUAAUAUAUGGAUGUAUGCUGUAAUAGCUGUUGGUACUAUAUUUGUUAUAGCGGUAGCAGCUGCCUUAUAUAAUAUGUGUGAGCUGUUUCGCACUGGGCCGCGACCUAGGAAAAAGACGGAGGGAAGUAUUAAAAGUGACAAUGUCUCGAAUGUUGUUGAUAAAGAAGCCAUGUGCAAUGAAAACAAUGAAAUGCCCCAUAUGGAUGCUGAAACCAAUAUAGAUAAAAUUCCAGAUAAUAAUUCAAACGUAGGUUUACUAUCUGAAUGUGUGACUCAUUUGUGCAAUUCAAAAACACUAACAUGCUCGUUUGGGGAGUUUUGGCCCAGAAUGUGUAAUUGUAAAUGUUUGUUGUGUAAUAUAGCGUGUGUGCCAUCUGUGGAUAAUUCCAAGAGAUAUAUGGAAGUAUCUACUGAUUCCAGCAUGUGUGUGAAUUCCUUACAGCAUGCAUGCCGUUUAGCUGCAGAAAGUGAACAAAAUUAUAAACAAUAUGUGAUGUGUUCUGAGAUUCCACAAACAGAAGCAACAACAAUACAGAUGACCACUGAAGCUCAAUGUAGCUCCUCUUCAAACUCAAUUGCUACUAGAAAAAUAGGCUCAACAUGUACUGAUUCCUUCCCUAGCCUUCCUGAAAUAGAACUAGAUAUUCUUAAUGAACGCAUGACUGAAACCUCUUCCCCAACUGAUGAUUUUUCUAGUGAUGAUUUUUAUAAUAUGUAUAUUCAACCAAAGCCUAAUAAUAACUAUGCAAUUCCUAAUAAAUUAAGAGACCAAGCAGUCCAAACUAGCAAUGAAUACUUAGAUAAUAAAAACAAAGACAAAACAUUGUGUCCAAUUAAUUCCCAUGGAUAUGCCAUUUCAAAAACUCACCCUAUGAAUUCCAGGAAUGACAUUUUCUCCAAUUCUGCCAACCAUAGAUCUGUUAAACAAAAAGUGAUUGAAAAUUUCUCACAUGUAAAUAGAGACUAUAAAACUGGUCCGACAAGAGAAAUGUAUGUAAUAAAAAACAAUGGUAUUAAAAAACUUAAAGUUUUAUCUUCAUUAGACUCCACAGAAAAUAAAUUAGAAACUUUUGUUUGAUUUACUGUGAAUUAAAAUAGAAAUAAAUGUGGGAAUGGUAAGACAGCUGAAAUAAAUGCAAUAACUAAUUUCAUCAACAUUGAUUAUGCCGCAUAGAACUGUCUCUUGGUAUUCACGGCUUAUCAAUCAAAGAUUGAUGAUUCAUGGCGUCAUCUUUCAUACCUACUCAUUCUACAUUCAGUUAAAUAAAUCCUUAUUUAUUUACAAUAGAUUCUUGUAGUUACUUUGUUAUUGGCACAAAAUAGCAGUAUAUUUGAUAUUGAUUAGUGUAUUUAGAUUUAAAACACAAUUAUAAAUAUUAUACACUAUAAUAAAAAUGAUACUAAAUUACAUGUCUUGUUUUACAGAAUUUUAAAAUUAAAUAAGACAAAACCACUGCUUUAGAUAUAUUUUAUACUGUUAAUCUAUAUUACAAGCUAAACUACAAAGAACAUACACACUAGGUAUAUUAUGAUUCUUGAUCAUAAUAAGAAAAUAACAGAGUAAAGUUAUUAAACAAGCUAAAUCUCAGUAAUAUCCACAAUCUUUGGCAUUAAAAAUAUGUAUUAGAAUUUAACAUUGGUCCAUUUCAAUCAAUAUUAAUGUUGUUAUAUCGGCUCCUGAUAUCCAAUAUUUAAUAUACAAUAAAAAUGUUAAAAUCAGUUCCCAACAUCAUGGUAUCAAGCUGUAUUUGUAAUGAAGAGGAUAAAAGAACAAAUUACAAAGCAAAAAAUAUCCCAUAUUCAACUUGGAUUGCUCACAUAGGUAUUGUAGAAAUUACAAUAAAUAAUUGAAUGUAAAAUCAGUUUAUAAACACAUUACAUUAAUGUGUGUUUUCCCAUUUUAAGGGUCCAAAAAAUAGAUGUUUAGCAGGUUUAGCUCCUUUAAAGUCUCUGAACAUCAUCUCUGGGAUUUGCAAUACAUGUAUUGUACAAUUGGAAUCAUUAAAAUGGUUCAGUUCCAUUUAGUUUUUACAAUGGCGAAAUGAUAAUUUUGCAAUAUUCAGCAUAUAGCUAACUCUGCAUAUGAUAUAAAGAAGUCAGCAGCAUUUAAAUGUUGGGUAAAGGCUUUUGAUGGGCCACUUUGUUAUCAGAUUGGAACCAAAGCAGGAAAAUUUUAAAAUGUUAAAUAACUAAUUUUAGCAUGGAUUAAGUAGAGAAAAAUUAGACAUUGUCCAGAAAUGCAAAUGGAUAUCAUCAGCAUCUUUAAGAAAAACAUAUAAAAUGUAUUAAUAUGCUAUGCAAUGAACAGAUGCUGCCCCCUAUAUUAUAUUACUGUUGAAAAAGUUAGAUAUAAAAUAUAUGCUCAAGACCUGCUACUAUAUGUUUUAUUUUAAAUGAAAAGUAGGCUUAAACACUGCUUAUUGUUGUAUCUUUUGUUGAUGUAAGUUUUUGUUAAAUACUAUAUAUAUAUUUUUACUGUUUAAUUAUUUAAACAUACAUUAUGCAAGAGCUGGGGGGGUUGGAUGGCCGAAUGGUUAGCACGUGCGUGCUGUAUCAUAAGGCCUGUCAUUGAGUCAACUGGUGUGGUUUCGAAUCCUGGCUGUACGUGACAAGGAGUAGGGUCCCUGUCCAACCUCGUGGGUUUUUUCCGGGUCCUCCGGUUUCCUCCCACUGCUAAAGACCCCUACGCGCAAGUGAAUUAUUGAAAUAAAAUUAAACCAUGUGUUAGUCUCGAAAUGACCUAGUUUGCCUAUUGCAGGUCUUUCUUUAGGCCUGAAAUGUUAUAUAAACUAUUAAAUAGACAUUAUUUAACUUUUCCAAACCAUAAUCAACUCUCGAUGUCAUCUUAUGUGUUGGAUUUCCCCUGGAAUUGAAUCCGAUCUGCUGCUGAAGGCUCAUUGACUUUAGUUAUGAUGAUCGAGGCUAGGCUUAAAAUUCAAAAGCUAAUAUCUUGGUUUAAAGUGGAGCAAUUUGACUGAAAUUUUCAACAUAUUCUAUUUACGUUAUCUAUUUUUUAACUAUUAUAGCAAGAACAGUCAACACUUUAUCUAAUCUCCCAUAAUGCCUCUUUGAUAAUAUACCGGGUAAAUGAAAACAUAUAAUGCAGCUGAAAUGCGUUUCCUGGGAAGUUUGUUGUCUGUAUGGGGGCACAAGGAGUAAAAAGUAAAAAUCACAAGUCAGUAUAACAUUUGUGACCACCUGUAGCAGCAACAAAUGCCAUGCAUCAUUGGCACAUGGAGGAGAUAAUUUUUAAGUAUCCCAAAAGCUGUAAUAUCUGAUGAUGUUACAGUCAGACAAGCAAGAUAAUUAACAUUUACCCAGGGGCGGAUCCAGAGGGGGGGUUGGGGGGGGGGGCGAAACACCCCCCUGCUCAGUUACAUAUUUUUUUUGUAAAUCAAUACUUUUUAUGAGAAAGGUUUCUCGGCCGUGUGCUUUAUCCUUUAUCGUCAGAUUUGGGACAGGAUGGGCACUCAAAGCAUGAGAUAAUAAUAUAGACAUUAUGUGAUAUCACAAUUAAUGCUUUGCAUCCAUGAAAUUGAAUCACAAUGUCAUUGUAUUAAUUCAUAAUAAAAAUUGACGUCAAA
Patella vulgata (common limpet) is the source of this 8254-nucleotide messenger RNA. RefSeq names its product thrombospondin type-1 domain-containing protein 7A-like. NCBI's taxonomy places the organism in Eukaryota, Metazoa, Mollusca, Gastropoda, Patellidae. The record is from RefSeq and is a predicted model, not a curated record. The transcript is spliced from 25 exons. The coding region runs from base 199 to 5748 and encodes 1849 amino acids.